AUGCAAUUCAAAAGUUUGAUCGGUGCAACUCUCGCAUUAAGCGUUGUUAAGGCUACAACUGAGUUGGAGCCAAUCUUCACAAAUGAUGUCAAUGUCACAGUCCCCACGGUGCCACCAGAGAUCACUUCAACCCCUGAUGUUAGUGUUCCUGGAAACUUGACCGAAACUGGAGGACUCACAAACACCACAGGAACAGGAGGAUUUACUAAUACCACUGCAACUGGCACAGGAGGUUUCACUAAUACCACUGCAACAGGCACGGGCACAGGCACAGGCACUGGAACCGGAACCGGCACAGGCACAGGCACAGGCACAGGAACUGGCACUGGAACCGGUACUGGUACUGGUACCACUGGCACAGGUACAGAAACUGGUAACGGUGCCCAAGCGGUACUAGGUAGUUCAGUCUUAGCCGCAGCUGGUCUCUUCGUCGCUAUGUUAAUUUGA
Molecule: messenger RNA, 447 nt
Organism: Komagataella phaffii GS115
Lineage: Eukaryota; Fungi; Ascomycota; Pichiomycetes; Pichiales; Pichiaceae
Exons: 1
Coding region: 1-447 (148 amino acids)
Source: RefSeq, a predicted model, not a curated record